GACCUAAAGCAGAACAAAGUCAGCCGCCGACGAUCGGAAAACCAUGUCGUCGUCUUCGUCGCGCGCACCGCCGGCCGCCACCUCCUUGAACCGCACACCCGCAGUCGACACGCGGCCCAUCCGCUCCGUCCGUCGCGUCUCGACGCGACCGCCGUCUUCGUAAUCCACUCGACCGCGACUGGGUGCCGCGACGAUCGUCGUCGGUGCGGCCGCCGUGCGCGUCCACCUUUCGCGGUCGCGUGUCGUCGUAGCCGCUGUCGCGCCUGCACGCCUUCGUGGCGUUUCGUCGCGUAGGCGAACACGAGUCACGGGAGUGCGUGGGUACUCGCGGAAGUAUCGAUUCGCGCGAGUCGCCGGUGGCCACCGGAGAAAGAGAGAGAGAGAGAGAGAGAAAGCGAGAGAGAGGGGGAGAGAGAGAAAGAGGGAAUUCACGCGCUCGUCGGGCUCGUUAAAGCGGCGUGCAGAAGCGCCGCUCGGCGCGGCGUCGCGUCGCAUCGCGUCGCGCGUCGCUCCGGCGGCACGUAUUCGCGAUCGCUGGCGGGAUCGCGCUCUCACUGCUGCGAACGGCGACGCGCACACAGCGCUGCCUAUUCUCUCUCUCUCCUUCUCUCUCUCUCUCUCGCGUCCGAGCGGCGACGCGCGCCUCGGAGUGGCACAACACACGCCGCGGCGAUAACGCACAAGGAAGGGACGCGCACAUCGCAGGCAACGUCAUCUCAAUGGUGAAGCUGCGCAAAGUGUCGGCCGAUGACGGCGCUUCUUCGACGGCGGCGGGAGAUUGCCUCGCUGUUUCCGGCUACGGGUCGCUCAAGGGAUCUCGAAGGAAGCGACUCGUUCGUGUAAAAGUGCUGAGGAUGUUGACGCCGAGACGCGCUGGCCCGGUUGGCCCCGAAGAGAUCGGCGCCGACGGGCCCAACGACAAGGGCGUGAGCAACGCGGAGAGCGGCUCGGUCACCCCCGGCGGCUCCUACGAGAGCGGCGACGGCUCGAAGGAGUUCCUGUCAACAGGAAGGACCGGCAGGAGGAACGCACUACCGAAUAUCCUUGGCCGACAUGCCGAGACCGGUCUGUCCGACCUUCCAGAUCGUUUCGGCGCGUUGUCCACUCACUCAGAUCAGUCCAACACCAGCGGACAGGACCCGAAUAUACCGGGCACUUCGAAACAGCAUGGCUGACAUGGCCGUGAGGCUUCGUAGCGAAUCUUGUUUACGACACUUGGCCUCUCCCCGUCAUCGAUGUCGACCACAAGGGGGAAACAUUUGGCGUUUCUGUGAACGAAGUUCUCGAACGUUCCUUAACUCGACUGUUAUGGCCACCAGGCGAACGACGUGUCGUUUUGUCGAUUGCUAGAGAAUGUUAGAAUUUGACGGAGAGAUAGAGCUGUAGGGCUCGAAGCGAGUCGCAUGAUCGAAGGGGGUACGACUGAAGGCUCGUAGGGGCGCGACGAGUCUGUAAUUUAUGAAAUUCGCCUCGAGUGUGGAUUCGUGUCCGGGAAAAUCCGUUCCCGAGGCUCGUCUCAGGCACGAUCUUGUAUCCGAAGUGAGCAUUGUAAAUUACAUAUUCAUCCUUCAUUUUUAUGAUAAAUCCUCCAAACAGCAUACACACACACACACACACACACACACACGUACGCAUACACACACACGCGCGGACUCAAGCGUGCGCUCGAGAAGAGAAGCAGCUAUUUUUGCUUAGGUAAGGCCGAUCCAAGCAAAGUAUUAUCCGAGCGAAAUUACUUUCGCUCACGAAAGCUCACGCAGAACGUUAGAACUAUAAUGUACGUUCCAACUUCGUCGCGUUCGGAGUGAUGCGCAGUUCGAUUCGGUGAAGAAUUUGUGCGAAUACAAACGGAUAAAUCUAAGAUUAGCUGUAAAUUAUAUUACAUCGAUUUUCUUCUCGUUCUUUUCUUUCUUUUUCUUUUUUUUUUUAUUUUUAACGAAUCAUGACGAGCAAGCUGAAAUAUAGCAUUCGAGAGUUUGUUAAAUGUGGUAAAUAUUUUGCAUUAUAUGUAUUGUAUUUUUAACGCGUAAUGUGUAGUUGUUAUGUACAAAAGAGGCUUUUUUUUUAACCGAUAGCACGUCUUUCUUAGAUACUCUAUUUUUUAUUAUAAAAAUAACAGUAUAUAUUCGUAAAUAUUCCAACCCCCGAAUUCCAGGUGGAAUCCAAUAACCAAUGAAAUUGCCGUGCGUGUAUCGGCUGUAUUUCCCAUAUAAUUUCAUCGCAUUUUAUUAACUCUUUGCGUCAAACACGGUGCGUAAUUAUCGGAACGUUUUACGCGAGCCGUUUGUCUUUUUGGACACAAUUACGGUCGCAUGCCGCGCGUCGCGAUUGUACACGCGGUGUUAAUUGUUUUACGUUACGCGAUUAUCGAUCGUGGUCUCGAUUAAUGGGCGUUGCGUAGAAGAGGAUCCGUAGGGACGGGAAAUGUAUCCGUCAAGAAGAAGCUCUCGUCGGGCUAAUUUAGGCUCCGUGCUGUUGUUAAUCGAUUCUGCAAGUUCCGCCCUACCUACGAUUAGCGUAGCGAGAAAAAAGAUUAAUUGUACGCUCUUGAUAAUGAAGAACCGCGUCGACAUCGGUAUUAUUAAUACAAUGUAAUACAAUUAAUUCGUGAUACUGUGAGUAUUAAUUAAAAAAAUACAUGGUAUAUCGUAGAACUGUACAGUGCGUCCCACCCGAAAAUACGUGUGUAUUUUAUGACGCAACUCCGACGUACCGGAGUGUCCCCGUCUCUGUAAACACGUUUCGUGUCGGGCCGUUUUUACGUGACUUUCAACUCAUGCUGCGUUAUCAAUUCACCGAAAACGACACAUGGAGAUUGAUAAAUGAUAUAAAUAAACAUGAUAACAAAAUAUACGAAUGAGUGAUAAGACAA
Messenger RNA from Dinoponera quadriceps, 2872 nucleotides. RefSeq lists its product as uncharacterized. Gene Ontology annotation, molecular function: cAMP-dependent protein kinase inhibitor activity. The transcript has 4 exons. Gene Ontology annotation, biological process: negative regulation of cAMP-dependent protein kinase activity. Bases 720 to 1175 code for a protein of 151 amino acids. Gene Ontology annotation, cellular component: nucleus; cytoplasm. The record is from RefSeq and is a predicted model, not a curated record. Lineage: Eukaryota; Metazoa; Arthropoda; Insecta; Hymenoptera; Formicidae.